CUAUCUAGUUGUGGAGGUGGUUUGGGACACAGUGUGUGGUUUGUUGUCGUCUCUCUGAGAGUCUGUGCCGCUGCUGAAGUGUGUUCGACCGGUGAAGUUUUAUGGAGUUUAUGUUAAAAGUCCUGAAAUGGGAUUUAUUUGACUGUCGAGUUGUUUUUGUUGAGAAAUAACUGAAUAAAGAAGUGGACGGAAGUGCGCGCGCGGCGAUGCUGCAGUCGGAGUCGGAGCCGAGGCUGUACCGGCUCUUCCGCCUGCUCUGUGGGCUUUUUACACAUUUACUGUGCGCCGCUUUCACCGGAUUUGUCGCGAUACUCACCAAACCAGGCUCCAGUUUGUUCUCUUGGCACCCGUUUCUGAUGACCUUGGCAGUCCCAAGAUCUCAAGCCCUGACACGCCGUAUAUCCCUCGAUACAUGUGAAUUCUCGUUUUUCAUGACCGAGGCGAUUCUGCUCUUCUCUCCACACUCUUCCCCUGUGGCGAAAUUAAAGCACCAGGUGAAAUCACGGCUGCACUGGAUCUUGCAGUGUUCCUGCGUGUCCUGUGCCCUGGCCGGUCUCGGAACCAUCUUCUACAACAAGCACCUGAACAGUAAGCCACAUUUCUCCACAUGGCACGGGCUGAUGGGCGUGGUCACCGUGUGUGUGGUGGUGCUGCAGUCAGCGGGGGCACUGCCUCUGAUCUACCACAAACUUGUGAAAGGCUGGUCUCUGGCCAAGCUGAAGCGCUACCACGCUGCCGCAGGACUCGUCACGUACCUGCUGGGCAGCGUGAGUCUGCUCCUGGGCACCUGCUCCACCUGGUUCACGGCCAGCGUCGGUGAGAAUGCGUGGUACGUCACUAUGCUGUGCCCCACCCUCUCCGCCCUCACCAUCAUGAGCCAAGUGACCAACGCUUACAUGGCCAAGAAACGCCUGCAGUCCUAAAGCAGGAGCGGACGUCCGAUAUUAUAUUUCCAUGUCGACAAACACAUCAGAGAUGACCUUGUUGGUAGUUUUGUGAUGGUUGGCUAAACACAAAUGAUGAGAAUCACAAGAAGUUCACACAUCAAAUAUGUUUCAGCUGAUGGACUACAGUUGUGGUGAAGGAGACACAAGCGAGGCGUGUAUCAGGACUGCAGCUCCACCAGAGCAUCACAGGAAUGCGACUUAAAUUCGGACACUGAGCAGAGUAAAGCAGGUACUGGAGAUGCAUCUGAUAUGGCAGUGACCUCUGACCUUUCAGCAACACUGCAAAUCUCAGGUUGUUAUUUUGUCAAAGACCCAAAGGGAUAAAGAAGAGGAAUUCAGUCUAAAGGCUCUGACAGCAUGUGUUCGGUAUUCUCAGAUUUAAUUAUUACUCAACUGUUUAUACUUAAAAAAAAAAAAAAAGACCCAUCAUGCAUGACCGCUCUCCCUCCAUUCAGCUUCUGAUGUGACUGUAAAUGUACUGAUGACAAGAAAAGAGGAAUGAAUAAUCAAUCGGUUCAAAUACAACAAGAAAUGCUGAAUUUAUUGUCUGUUAAAACAACAUUAAAUAAAUACAAUGUCAUUUUAA
Messenger RNA from Neoarius graeffei (lesser salmon catfish), 1533 nucleotides. It is a transcript of the gene cyb561d2, whose product is annotated as transmembrane reductase CYB561D2. The record is from RefSeq and is a predicted model, not a curated record. NCBI's taxonomy places the organism in Eukaryota, Metazoa, Chordata, Actinopteri, Siluriformes, Ariidae. The transcript has 4 exons. Gene Ontology annotation, molecular function: transmembrane monodehydroascorbate reductase activity. Gene Ontology annotation, cellular component: endoplasmic reticulum. The coding region runs from base 207 to 923 and encodes 238 amino acids.